Pollicipes pollicipes is the source of this 1727-nucleotide messenger RNA. RefSeq names its product WD repeat-containing protein 91. Lineage: Eukaryota; Metazoa; Arthropoda; Thecostraca; Pollicipedomorpha; Pollicipedidae. The record is from RefSeq and is a predicted model, not a curated record. Gene Ontology annotation, cellular component: early endosome membrane; late endosome membrane. Gene Ontology annotation, molecular function: protein binding; phosphatidylinositol 3-kinase inhibitor activity. Gene Ontology annotation, biological process: early endosome to late endosome transport; negative regulation of phosphatidylinositol 3-kinase/protein kinase B signal transduction. Bases 77 to 1687 code for a protein of 536 amino acids. The transcript is spliced from 13 exons.
GGGCCGUAGAUACGGGAGCGAAUGUACGGGAACAGAUCACUCAUUGUAUCCUCAAGUUUUUGACCUUAGUCCAAAGAUGGCUCACAUUCAGUUUACAGAUAACCUGGUCCGUGAAUAUCUCAUUUCCAGAGGAUUCAUAACAGCACUGAAAAGCUUUGAUAGUGAUGUGAAGGCCAGCAAGGACAACAGCUUCCGGGUGGACAAGAUAAUGGACAUUCUUAUGUCCAGCAUACAUAACUUGGAUUUGGAGAACUUGAGGACAAUGUGGAGUCAUCUUGACCAACACAUUUUCAUCCACUUGGAGUCCCAUCAGAUGAUUGCCUCCCGCGAGCUCGGUAUUGACCUGCUGAGAAGAUACGUGGUGCAGGCAGCAUCCACCCCUGACCAGCAGUCGGCAGCCGGCCGCCGAAACAGGGACAAGGUCACAGAGUUCUUCGACAAGAUGGCGCCGGAGAUACACAGCCGCCAUGAAUGGCGUGAUUGGUUCGCGCUGCCUUUCCUCAAGACGCCCGAGGACCACCCAACGUUCGCCGUCUUUUUUAGUCGACAAUGGCAAGACACGCUCACCGUUUCACUUCACAACUUCCUCUCCAUCGUCUUCCAGUGUAUGAGCCCGCCGACGCUGGCCAAGUACCAGGAGGACUCGGCGCUGCUGCUGCAGCUGCAGCGGGAAAACAUGGACCUGCGCUCGCGGCUGGAGGCGCUGACGGGCGCCGCCGAGCCGCCGCCACCCGAACCGCCCGCCGUCCAGCCGCUCAUGGACGACUUCAGCGUGGUGGCGCACGAGACUCCGGCCGCCGACAAUUCGUCGUCGUCCAAGUUCCGCUCUCUGAUGCGCUCCAUCGGCUCGACCUCGCCGGGCUCGCGCCGCCGCUCCCCCGGUAACCGUCCCGCCGCCGGUCCGUCCGGUCUGCUGCUGGCCACGUGCGACAUGGACGGCGCCGUGCGCGUGUGGGCGCCCGCCCCGCCGCCCAAGCAGGUGUGCACGAUGAAGGCGCGCUCUCCCGUCCUCUCGUGCUGCUGGCUCAGCGCCCAUCUACUGGCCUACGGCACCGCCACCGGCGACGUCAAGAUCUACGACGUGGUGAAGCGGCGCCAGCUAAUGGAGCUGGGCGGCGACGCGCUUGCCGGCGCUCAGGACAAACGGGUGCUGUACUCCCUGACCGGGGCCCAGCCCGUCCACUUCCCGUGCUGUGCUCGCUGGCCGUCGCGCGCCGGCAGCGGGUCACCGCGCUCCGACCUGCUCAUCUACGACCUCAAGGCGUCCAAGGAGGAGAGGCACAUCUACACACUGGGCGCCGACAACAAGUUUGUCACGUGGAGCCUGGCCCAGACGGGCAGUCAGCUGGCCGAGUGGCCGCUGCACGAGCGGGCGAGCGGGCCGUUCGUGCUGAGUCGGCCGGCGGCCGGCGGCGAGCCGGUCCAGCAGCGGCCCUACGGACAGCUGUUCGCGCUGGACCACCGGCAGCACCUGCUGACCUGCGGCAGCACCGGCGGGCGCCUCUACAAGCUGAGCGGCGCCGCCCUGGAGCCGGCAGCCAGCCCGGGCGCCGCCGCUCUGGAGCCGGUGCUCAGUCUGGGCGGUCAUGUGACCUCGGUGCUGACCUGCGACAUGGCUGACAACAUGUGCGUCACGGCCUCGUUGGACGGUGUGGUGAAGACGUCCAGUCUGCUGCUGCACGGCUGAUCGGCCACUGCAGCCUGUCAGACUGUCAGUUCCAGUCUGC